Messenger RNA from Penicillium digitatum Pd1, 711 nucleotides. RefSeq lists its product as uncharacterized. NCBI's taxonomy places the organism in Eukaryota, Fungi, Ascomycota, Eurotiomycetes, Eurotiales, Aspergillaceae. The record is from RefSeq and is a predicted model, not a curated record.
AUGGAGACAGUCAACAAAUACGUCAACUCUGCUUCAACCGUCAUUUGGGGCGAGAACGGCUCUCCCCAGACCCAACAGCACGGCGAAGAGCCCAUCUCCGGUGUCCAAGGCAAAGGAUGUGUCACAGACCCCUAUGAUGGCGGCAACCGCGAUGAACAACCCGGCGCAAUCCAAUCAGACGUCAACACCGCACCCCAGUAUCCCAUCUUUUACAACAAACGAUCAAAGUCCCAAGGAAAAGAAAUUACUAGCAUCACAACUCCACACGCCCCCACCUCCAUCAGUGCCUGCACCAGCGUUACCCCCGCUUUACCUAUCUCCAGUGGCUCUACUGAAGCCAGCAGAAGCAAAGACGACAAUAGCUCCAGCUCCAAUCGAGAACAGCGCAGCAUCUCGCAGGUCGAAGGUGGCGCGAGCAGUGAAUCUCCCCACCCAUCCCGUCCUCAGGAUGUGAGCAAAGAGGCGCUGCAGGGCCCGCAGGGUCCUGCGCCAAGACCUGCCGAGGACUUUGAGAAGGAGUAUAGAGGCAAGAAGUCUGCAGGUAAAGACGAUGAUAUUGAGCAGAGUUCUCCUAGUGAAUCUAGCGAGAAGAGCAACGACUCGCCUUUGAGCAACAUGUCUGAGUCUUCUUCUCACGGCAGUGGAAGGCACGGUACUGUGUCGAAGGUGAAGGAGAGUGUCAAGAAGCGUCUUCAUCAUUCGAGCAAAUAA